This is a messenger RNA of Crotalus tigris (Tiger rattlesnake), 3232 nucleotides long. Its product is annotated as hemojuvelin-like. The transcript has 4 exons. The record is from RefSeq and is a predicted model, not a curated record. Gene Ontology annotation, cellular component: plasma membrane. Gene Ontology annotation, molecular function: coreceptor activity. Bases 577 to 1815 code for a protein of 412 amino acids. Gene Ontology annotation, biological process: BMP signaling pathway. Lineage: Eukaryota; Metazoa; Chordata; Lepidosauria; Squamata; Viperidae.
UGUAGAUUGUCACUCUUGUAAAAUCAGCCCUGGACAGUAGGAAUGGAGGAAUUGUUUACUGGAAAAUGAAAGAAGGUCCUUCUUGAUUGCUGUAGUGCUCUUGAACAAGACAACAAUGAAAGUUCCUCAGAGAGUAAGUCAAAAUAUACCUGCAACUAGCUGGGCCACCAAAAUUGUGGACAAAGACAUUGUUGCAUGAAUGAUUGCUCACAGUUUGAUGGUGGUUUGCCAGCCUGAAAUUAAUCAUCUUUCACAUUCUGCUUUGAUUGAUGUUGGAGGUGGAUAAAAGGGGAAGAACAUAUCUUCCUCUACCUUGUAUUGUUUAAGUCAAGAAUCUUCCAUCUUGGCUGAAAAGCGAAGCCCUCAAAAGGAAUAUCUUGUUGCAAAGGAUUUUUUAUAUUGGAGCAUAUUUCAAGUCACCAGAGAGGGCUGCUAAGAAUAUGAGAAGAAUCUCGUGAACUAGUUCACAAGACUGUGAAGCAGAGAUUUCUAAGCUAGUCACUGGUCCGAAAAGGAAACCUUAGCAAACCAGUGGAAAGAAAAGGUGAGGAGAGACUUGAAUGACCAACUUCCAAAAUGACUGAAUGGUUCAGAACAAGGCUAUCAGCCUGCAGCGUGAAUCUGCUUUACUCAACAAAUCUAAGCUUCUUCAUUAAACUGCUGGCCCUCCUCCUGUUAUAUAAACAUGUUGAAUCCCAAUGCAAGAUUUCACGCUGUAAUUCUGAAUUUAUAGAUGCCACAGCAAGCAUGCAUAAUUUUAAAAGGAACACUGCCUACUGUAAUGCUUUGAGCGCUUACUCCAGCUGCACUCGGAGGACAGCCCGCACUUGUCGUGGGGACUUGGCAUACCAUGCAGCUGUUUAUGUCAUUGAAGACCUCAUAAUUCAGAACAACUGUUCCAAGGAAGAGCCAACUGCAGUGCCACGACCUCCAGCCCUGGCACCCAACAAACAUGAUUUCCCAUCCAUAGACACCUGUGACUAUGAGAAGAGUUUUAUCCACAAACAUAACCAAUACCCCACAUAUCAGUAUUGUGCUGUCUUUGGGGAUCCUCAUGUCCGGACCUUCAGUGAUGAGUUCUACACUUGCCAAGUUGAAGGCUCCUGGCCACUUCUGGACAACAAUAAUUUGUUUGUGCAAGCCACUAGUUAUCCUAUCAUUAAAGGAUCAAAUGUCACUGGAAUUGGCAAGCUCACCAUUAUAUUUAAAAACAUGAAAGAGUGCAUUGAAGAGAAAGUCUACCAGGCAGAAAUGGACAACCUGCCAGUAGCAUUCGCAGAUGGUUCAGUGAAUGGUGGUGAGAAGCCUGGAGGAAAUAGCUUAACCAUUCAUGAACAUAUACCUGGGCAGUACAUAACAAUCCAAGCAACAUACAUUGGUACCACCAUUGCUGUGCGCCAGGUAGGAAAGCACCUGUCCUUCUCCAUCCGGACAGCUAAGGAGAUAGCAUUCUCCUUCACAGAUGAACAGGAUCUCCAGCUGUGUAUGUCAGGAUGCUUUCUCAGCCAGCGCAUCUCUAUACAUAACUGCUGUCACCCAAAAGGUAGCCUGACCAGAAAGAAAGCUCAUCUGCUAUGUAAGGAGAAGCUACCAGUUGAAGACAUCUACUUCCAGUCAUGUAUCUUUGAUGUGAUGACUUCAGGAGAUGUUAACUUUACUCAAGCAGCACAGAAAGCAUUGGAAGAUGCCAGAGCACUCCAUCCAGAUUCCAAGAAAAUCCACAUUUUCCACAGUGAUAGGACUUCUCAUCCUUGCAGUUCACCCUUCCUUCUCUUAAUCACAGUACUACAACUGUGUAUACAACUGUAUAUGUGAACAUUUUAGUGGUGACUAAAAAGUCCAGGGGAUCAGCAAAUAUGGCUUAUUUCCCCAAAUGGCUUUCUAAGUGCUGAUAGGUGAGCUACCCCAGCCUGUUUUAAAACUAGAGUUAGGUGUCCCUUCCAAGUUUUUCUGUGGAAAUCUCAUUCUUAAGACCUGGAACAUUCCAGGAAGUUAGGAAUAUUUCUCUAUCCUGUGGUGAUUGGGAUUUGUAUUCCUAAUGCUUCUUAGUGCAAUUAAUCAAGAGGACCUUGCACUAUAUUUCCCACAUAGCCUAGUGACAGUUAUGAACUGGAACUCUUUCCCAGAAUUUGACAACAUCCUUAGUUAAGGUCCUUAAAUAUUAAUGACAAAAUCAGACAAAGGAAAUGCUUUGGCAUUAAUAUGGGCAUUCAGUUGCUUUAAGGUUUUUUUGUUUUGUUUUUGUUUUUAAAGAUUUAAUGAAAACCUGAGAAGAAAACUAAUAGUAAAUGUUCUUUGGCACCUUAAAAUAUCUGGACAGUACACUGAAUGUAAUAAACCAUUUUUUCUUCUCAGCAUUCUGGUUUGUUUAAUCUCUUCUGAAAACUGGAAAUUCACAGCUAUCUACAGAAAUAACACUGAAACUACAUUGCCUCUUUCAUUAAGUUUUAGUUUGCAAAGUCAGUGUUUCUAGAAAACAACUUUGCUCUAAAUGUCUAUAAUGAUUUGUUUAUAAUAGAAAGAAAAAUGGGUACUCCUCAAAAAAUGUAGGGGCUACUCAGAUGCAAUCACUAUAAAUGCCUGAACUAUAAAUGCAGUCAGAAGAACACAUUAUCUCUUUUACUCAGUACUUGUUUUCCUUUUCCCUGACAAACUUUUCCCAUUGAUAGCUCAGAAUGUAGAUUCUAUGGAGUGAGAUUUGAACAGCAGUUCCCAACAUAUUCUUGAAUUAAGUUGGUUCCAUUAUUAAAGUCAGAGACAAGAUAGCACUUUAAGAGUAUUGGAUGUGGAUUGAAAUGGGGUUUGCAGUGGCAGUGCAGGUUUGUACAAUGUCACAACUCCUUUGCACUAGCAUUCACACAUGCCCAUACACACAGACGCUAAAGUAAAGGCAAUGUAUGUAAGAUUUGUACUGGUUUCCAUUUCACUGUUCUGGUGCCCUUAUCUGAAGAACAUAAAUCAAGAAUGUAUUUUAAAGAUGAUAAUUUGUGGAUGCAAUUAAGUUAUAUGUUUUAUUCUUCAUAUCCCAUGAGCUUCAAUAUAAUUUUAUGUGGGUUGAAUAUCUGUCAAAAUGUGUCUUAAAUACACAGAAGGUUUAUUCCAAAUCAGUCCUCAGAAUGUUGGUGAGAUGUUUAUACAGAUGUGUGAUGACCCAAAGUAACAUAUUGCAAUUGGAAAAAUGAUUCAAAAGUAUAAAUAUGAAAACAGUUUAAUAAAGUUAAACAUGUUUUUA